UCACUCGCUUUUUCUCUUGAAUGUGGUGAAGUCAUUUAAGACAAACGUGUUUGUUCUUUUUAAGCCGGCACUCCCUGAGAGCAGACUCUGUACUCUGUUGUAAAGGAGACGAGAGGAACUAUUUUACACCAGCUCACAGAAACACAGGCCCAAAGCCACUUGCACGCAUCUGAACAACUAAAGCUGCUCCCAACUAAACACUGAACAGUCAUGGCAAACAAAGGUCCCUCCUACGGUCUGAGCCGUGAGGUGCAGAGUAAGAUCGAUAAGAAGUAUGACCAGGAUCUGGAGGAGAGGCUGACCGAGUGGAUCAUCGCCCAGUGUGGAGCUGGAGUGGGCCAACCUGAGGCAGGCAAGACUGGUUGGCAGAACUGGCUCAAGGACGGAUGUGUGCUGUGUGAGCUGAUAAACAGCCUGUCCAGUGGGAACAAGCCCAUCAGGAAGAUCCAGAGCUCAGGCAUGGCCUUCAAACAGAUGGAGCAGAUCUCCCAGUUCCUCAACGCGGCUGAGAAGUACGGCAUCACCAAGACCGACAUGUUCCAGACAGUCGACCUCUGGGAGGGGAAAGACCUGGCUGCUGUCCAGAGGACCCUGAUGGCCCUGGGAAACCUGGCUGUCACCAGGGACGAUGGGACUUACCGUGGCGACCCCAACUGGUUCCAUAAGAAAUCGAUGGAGAACAGACGUGAUUUCUCAGAGGACCAGCUGAAUGAAGGCAAGAGCGUCAUCGGCCUGCAGAUGGGCACCAAUAAGGGGGCGUCUCAGGCUGGCAUGACAGGGUAUGGGCGACCCAGGCAGAUCCUAAACAACAACCCCUAAAACUAUGACAAUGCCCUGUCACCCCACACCUCAGUACAUUCCUCCCUCUCUGGGCCAGUCACUGAAGACAGAAGCUCUCUAACUCAAACAGGAGAGACUAAAAAAAAAAAAAAAAAAAAUGUAAGACCAAACUGGAC
Oncorhynchus kisutch (coho salmon) is the source of this 956-nucleotide messenger RNA. Its product is annotated as transgelin-2. Bases 211 to 819 code for a protein of 202 amino acids. The record is from RefSeq and is a predicted model, not a curated record. Gene Ontology annotation, molecular function: actin filament binding. Gene Ontology annotation, biological process: actin filament organization. NCBI's taxonomy places the organism in Eukaryota, Metazoa, Chordata, Actinopteri, Salmoniformes, Salmonidae. Gene Ontology annotation, cellular component: actin cytoskeleton. The transcript has 5 exons.